Molecule: messenger RNA, 952 nt
Organism: Salvia hispanica
Lineage: Eukaryota; Viridiplantae; Streptophyta; Magnoliopsida; Lamiales; Lamiaceae
Product: Transducin/WD40 repeat-like superfamily protein
Molecular function (GO): protein binding
Source: RefSeq, a predicted model, not a curated record
AUGAAUCAUUUGACAAUACAGUUAAAAGAUAAUAGUUCCCACCGGCUAGCUAAUACGAAUUCGUAUCACUUCUGCAAGCUCUCUGUAUUGAACAAUCCCCAUGCCGAAAUUAUACCUACUGAAAAAGUAUCCAAGAAUCACCAGGAAACUGAGGUUGGCUCGGAGACUGGAGGGCGUAAUUAUGUUGCCACAGCUGGGGAAGACUUGUCUGUAGUUGAGAUUUGGGACGUUAACACUGCUGAAAAGCUUGUGAAGCUGCCUCCGAGCUCAGUGGAUCGCUCUGCAAAGUCGAGAGGAAUGUGCAUGGCUGUUGGAGCCUUUUUGCCAUCUGAGUCGGAUGCUUAUGCACAUGUUGUUGCUGGGUUUGAGGAUGGAUCAAUGGUGUUAUGGGAUUUGAGAAAUCCUUCCUUGCCGGUGACUAGUGUGAAAUUUCACUCAGAGGCAGUUCUAAGCUUGUCUAUUGACAGUUCAUGUGGAGGAGGGGUUUCCGGAUCUGCUGAUGAGAAAAUUGUGACAUUUAGCUUGAAUCCUUCAAUGGGAUCGUGUUUGGUCAAGAAAGAAGUUAUUUUGGAGAGACCCGGUAUAGCAGGGACCUCUAUAAGGCCAGAUGGUAAGAUUUUCGCAACUGCUGGAUGGGAUCACAGGGUGAGGAUACAUGACUAUCGGAAAGGGAAUGCGUUGGCUAUACUGAAAUACCAUCACGCAAUUUGCAACGCUGUCAAAUUCUCAGCUAAUAGUAAACUGAUGGCUUCAUCUUCAGAAGAUGCCACUAUAGCGUUAUGGGAGCUUUAUCCUCCUAGAAAUUGACAUGUAAUGUAUAAUUUGUUGCAAGUUUAGAACUUACGCGAAACAAAGGGUACAUUUAUCAGAUUGUGCUGUGUUUUGUUGUUCUAUGUUCUAUUACUCUAUUUUCUUAACCAUUUGAAAUAGUAUGUUUGGAUUGCUGAGAGUA